Salvelinus namaycush (lake trout) is the source of this 6228-nucleotide messenger RNA. It is a transcript of the gene ptprsa, whose product is annotated as protein tyrosine phosphatase receptor type Sa. Gene Ontology annotation, molecular function: protein binding; protein tyrosine phosphatase activity. The transcript is spliced from 36 exons. Bases 202 to 6228 code for a protein of 2008 amino acids. The record is from RefSeq and is a predicted model, not a curated record. Gene Ontology annotation, biological process: protein dephosphorylation. NCBI's taxonomy places the organism in Eukaryota, Metazoa, Chordata, Actinopteri, Salmoniformes, Salmonidae.
GUUCUAGAACACCUAAAGCGAGACCGAUUUAAGACAAAGCCCGGAGCAAAUCAAGUCCGAGUCAAGACCGGAGGGGGACGAGAGGUCCGAGACCGAGUCAAGACCGAGACCAGAAAAAUAGACAUCCUGUUUGAAGACCACAGCCUUCUCUUCGUGGGGCCUCGGCACUCCAGCCAGGUCAAAGGUCGCCCCCGGAGCAAGAUGGCCGCCGGCGGUCCACCCUGCCUCUGUCUGCCGGCCCUGCUGCCCCUCAGCACUCUGUUGCUCUGUAUGCUGCUUACUGGCUUCCAUGCCUUAUCACAGCCAAGAUUCACUAAAGUUCCCGUAGACCAGAUUGGCGUAUCUGGGGGUGUGGUCUCGUUCGUGUGCCAGGCGACAGGAGACCCUAAGCCCCGGGUGAGCUGGAACAAGAAGGGGAAGAAAGUCAACUCCCAGCGCAUUGAGACUAUAGAGUUCGACGAGGGUGCCGGCGCCGUCCUUCGGAUCCAGCCUCUACGAGCGCCGCGGGACGAGAACAUCUAUGAGUGCGUGGCGGAAAAUAGCGAGGGUGAGGUCAACGUUAACGCCAAGCUGUCCAUCAUCAGAGAGGACUUGCUCCCGGGAGGAUUCCCCAACAUAGACAUGGGUCCCCAGCUGAAGGUGGUCGAGCGGACCAGAACGGCCACCAUGCUCUGUGCUGCCAGCGGCAACCCCGACCCAGAAAUCACCUGGUUUAAGGACUUCCUGCCCAUAGACCCCAACGCAAGUAACGGGCGAAUCAAACAGCUGCGCUCAGAAGCCUUUGAGGGUACCCCCAUCCGAGGCGCCCUGCAGAUUGAGAACAGCGAAGAGACGGACCAGGGGAAGUACGAGUGUGUGGCGUCUAACGUGGAAGGCGUGCGUUACUCAUCCCCUGCUAACCUAUAUGUGCGAGAGCUUCGAGAAGUCCGCCGCGUGCCCCCUCGCUUUUCUAUCCCGCCGACCAGUCACGAGAUGAUGCCAGGUGGCAGUGUGAACAUCACCUGCGUGGCGGUAGGGUCGCCCAUGCCGUACGUCAAAUGGAUGCUCAACUCCGAGGACCUAACGCCGGAAGACGAGAUGCCGGUGGGUCGGAAUGUUCUGGAGCUCAACAGCGUGCGAGAGUCUGCCAACUACACAUGCGUGGCCAUGAGCAGUCUGGGCAUCAUCGAAGCAGUGGCGCAGAUCACCGUCAAGUCCCUGCCCAAGCCCCCAGGCACCCCAAUGGUGACCGAGACCACGGCCACCAGUGUCACCAUCACCUGGGACUCGGGCAACCCAGACCCCGUGUCUUAUUACAUCAUCCAGUACCGCGCCAAGUCUCCCGACAGCAAGUUUGAGACCAUGGAUGGCAUCACCACUACGCGAUACAGCAUCGGGGGCCUCUACCCCAACACAGAGUACGAGAUCCGCGUCUCGGCCUUUAACACCAUCGGCCAGGGUCCCCCCAGUGAGCCGGUGGAGACCCGGACUGGGGAACAAGCCCCGGCCAGUCCGCCCCGCAACAUCCAGGCCCGGAUCAUCUCCCAGAACACCAUGAUGGUGCGCUGGGACGAGCCUGAGGAGCCCAACGGACAGAUCAAAGGGUACCGGGUGUACUACACCAUGGACCCGUCCCAGCCCAUGAGCCUAUGGCAGAUCCAUAAUGUCCAGGAUAGCAUCAUCACCACCAUCCAGAGCCUGGUGGCAUCUGAGACCUACACCAUCCGUGUCCUGGCCUUUACCUCGGUGGGCGACGGGCCCUUUUCCGACCCCAUCCACGUCAAAGUGCUGCAAGGAGUCCCCGGACAGCCAACAAAGUUCCAGGUUGGUGCUGUGUCCGACACAAGCAUGGAGUUGACCUGGGAACCUGCCUUCCAGAAAGAGGGGAUCAUCAGCUUUGAACUCCGGUACAAAGAGGGCAGUUUUGGCAGUCAGGUGACCAAAACUUUCGGCCCCACUGCUUCAUACGUCGUUGAGGGUCUGCGGGCAAACACGGAGUACUACUUCUCUUUGGCUGCCAUUUCCAACAAAGGCAUCGGAGCCUUCACCAACGAAAUAUCCCAGAAAACCUUGCAAGCCAAGCCCUCAGCCCCCCCUCAAGACGUUAAGUGCAGCAGCUCCAGCUCCACCUCCCUGCUGGUAAGUUGGCGCCCCCCGCCUGUGGAGAGCCAGAAUGGCGCCCUGGCGGGGUACCUAGUGCGCUACCAGGUGGUGGGAGCCUCCGUUGAGGGUGGCAGUGCCGGGGAGCCCAUGGAGGAGCCAGCCGUGCUGCCCAGUGAUGAGAAGGUGCUGCUGCAGAAGCUGGAGAAGUGGACCCAGUACAGCGUCACCCUGGCCGCCUUCACUGAGAUUGGGCCAGGCCCAGAGAGCGAGCCCCUGCUCUGCCGCACCGACGAGGAUGUUCCCGGAGCUCCUCCUAGGCGGGUCGAGGUGGAGGUGCUCAACUCCACGGCGCUCAAGGUCAUGUGGCGCUCCCUGUUGCCGGGGCGACAGCACGGCCAGAUCCGUGGUUACCAGGUGCACUAUGUGCGUGUGGAGAACGGGGAGUCGCGCGGCCUGCCCCUCAUCAAGGACGUCAUGCUUGCCGAUGCCCAGUGGGAAACGGACGAUACAGCCGAAUAUGAAAUGGUCAUCGGAGGGCUACAGUCGGACACCACCUACUCCAUCACAGUAGCUGCGUACACCACGAAGGGAGACGGGGCACGCAGCAAACCCAAACUGGUGGUAACCAAAGGAGCAGUGCCUGGGCCACCCUCUCUGUCGGUGGCUCAGGAUUCAGAGACGUCGGCCGUGGUGUGCUGGGACGCACCCGAUGUUAUGAUCCCUGGCAUGGGGCUGCAGGGUUACCGGCUUCAGUUUGGCCGUAAGGACGUGUCCCCCCUGGCUACUCUGGAGUUCACCCCCCAGGAGAGGCAGUACACGGUGGCUAGUGUCCACCGCGGUGCCACCUACCUCUUCAAAGUCCAGGCCAAGAGUCGGGGUGGCUUCGGUGAGGAGGCGACAGCCGAACUGCAGGUGCCCGAACACACACCCCAGGGGUACCCCCAAAUCAGAGAAACCUCCAACGUGACCUGCUGCUCGGUGGAGUUGUCAUGGUCGCCCCCGGUGCUGGCAGAGCGCAACGGGGACAUCACAGAGUACACGCUAGCAUACCAGGAGACGGGCUUGGGGGGCGCGCCCCGGGAACUCAGCCUGCCCGCAAGCCAGUCCACCUACGUCCUCAACAGCCUCAAACCCAACUCGGCGUACGACGUGAAAAUACGCGCGCACACGAGUGUAGGUCCAGGGCCCUACAGCCCGCCGAUCCAGUAUCGGACAGUGGCGUUUGAGACAGACGUCCCAAAGAACUUCACGGUGAAGUGGGUAACCAAGACGACGGUGUUGCUAACAUGGAAGUUUGUUGAGAGGCGGUUCCCAUUUCGGUGCACGAUCGAGUACAACCGUCAGAAGAUGGACGUGGACGCCCGGCUGACCAAGGUGCUGGUCACCAGCCUGCGGCCUAACACCACCUAUGAGUUCCGGGUCACGUGUCAGGAGAACACAGAGGGUGGACCUCGCCACCGUGUGGUCGCUAGGACCACACCGCCCAUCCUGGUCAAGAAGCCCAGGCUGGACCUCUACUCGGAGCCAGACAACAUUCUGACCAUGGGUUUCGCCCCGGUAGAGACCAAGGACAUCAAGGACUUUUAUGUGGUGGCGGUACCACUAAAGAAGGGUUUGGGGACUGCACGCCAUCUCAAGAACCCAGACGAAAUGGACCUGGAAGAGCUGCUGAGGGACAUCACCCCGAAACGUCGCACCAGGCGUCAGCUGAGCCAGGCGGAUGGCAAGAAGCCCUACAUCACAGCCUGCUUCAAGCAGCUCCCCACCUCGUUCACCCUGGGCACAGAGCACCGCCACAGCAGCUGUGAGAGCAAACCUCUGGAGCCCGGGCAGGAAUACGUCUUCUUCCUACUGGCUGAGCUCAACACCACCGCCGGGAAAAUGUUUGCGGCCAGCCCAUACACGGACUUAGUGGUGACCCCAGAGCUAGAGGCUGAUCCUCUGCCCAUGGAGACAGGCGGGGACGGCCUCAUCUGGGUGGUGGGGCCCGUCCUGGCCGUAGUCUUCAUCAUCUGCAUCGUCAUCGCCAUCCUCCUCUACAAGAACCGCAAACGAAAGGAGUCAGAGCCCAGAACAAAAUGUCUGCUGAACAACGCAGAGAUCACCCCCCACCACCCCACAGACCCAGUGGAGAUGAGACGCAUUAACUUCCAGACCACAGGUAUGAUGAGUCAUCCCCCCAUCCCCAUCGCGGAGCUGGCUGAACACACGGAUCUUCUCAAAGCCAACGACAACCUGAAGCUCUCCCAGGAGUAUGAGUCCAUCGAUCCAGGCCAGCAGUUUACGUGGGAACACUCCAACCUGGAGGUGAACAAGCCCAAAAACCGCUACGCCAACGUCAUCGCCUACGAACACUCCCGCGUCAUCCUCGCACCCAUCGAAGGUAUUACCGGCAGUGAUUAUAUCAACGCCAACUACAUAGACGGCUACAGGAAGCAGAAUGCCUACAUGGCUACGCAGGGCCCGCUGCCCGAGACGUUCGGGGACUUCUGGAGGAUGGUGUGGGAACAGAGAGCAGCCACUGUGGUCAUGAUGACCAGACUGGAAGAGAAAUCACGGAUCAAGUGUGACCAGUACUGGCCCAGUCGAGGCACAGAGACCUAUGGUAUGACCCAGGUGACUCUACUAGACACCAUAGAGCUGGCCACCUUCUGUGUUCGCACUUUCUCCCUGCACAAGAAUGGCUCCAGUGAAAAGCGGGAGGUCCGUCAGUUCCAGUUCACGGCGUGGCCCGACCACGGGGUCCCCGAGUACCCCACCCCCUUCCUGGCCUUCCUCCGCCGGGUCAAGACCUGUAACCCCCCAGACGCAGGCCCCAUCAUCGCCCACUGCAGUGCGGGCGUGGGGCGGACAGGCUGCUUCAUCGUGAUCGACGCCAUGCUGGAGCGCAUCAAGCACGAGAAAACAGUAGACAUCUACGGCCACGUGACCCUGAUGCGAUCGCAGCGGAACUACAUGGUGCAGACGGAGGACCAGUACAGCUUCAACCACGACGCGCUGCUGGAGGCGGUGGCGUGCGGCAACACGGAGGUGGCAGCCAGGAGCCUGUUCUCCUACAUCCAGAAGCUGGCCCAGGUGGAGACGGGCGAGCACGUCACCGGCAUGGAGCUGGAGUUUAAGCGCCUAGCCAACUCCAAGGCCCAUACAUCCAGGUUUAUCAGUGCCAACCUGCCCUGCAACAAGUUCAAGAACCGUCUGGUGAACAUCAUGCCCUACGAGACCACCCGCGUCUGCCUGCAGCCAAUCAGAGGCCUCGAGGGCUCAGACUACAUCAACGCCAGCUUCAUCGACGGAUACAGGCAACAGAAGGCCUACAUCGCAACGCAGGGCCCGUUGGCAGAGACCACAGAGGACUUCUGGAGGAUGAUGUGGGAGAACAACUCCACUAUUGUAGUCAUGCUCACCAAACUCCGAGAGAUGGGCAGGGAAAAGUGUCAUCAGUACUGGCCCGCUGAGCGUUCGGCCAGAUACCAGUACUUUGUGGUGGACCCCAUGGCUGAGUACAACAUGCCCCAGUACAUCCUCCGAGAGUUCAAAGUCACCGAUGCCAGGGACGGGCAGUCCAGGACAGUGCGGCAGUUCCAGUUCACUGAUUGGCCGGAGCAGGGGGUGCCCAAGUCAGGGGAGGGCUUCAUAGACUUCAUAGGCCAGGUGCACAAAACCAAGGAGCAGUUUGGCCAGGACGGACCCAUCUCUGUCCACUGCAGUUGUGGCAUGACUCAAGGAAGCUUUGAGUUACUGCAAGCUCAGUCAAGAAGGUCCCUGUCAUGGGAAUCCACCAACCCUGGUAAGGUUCUCCAGGAGCAUCUGUAUCCCAGGUUCCAAGGGAAUGCAGACUCACGCUACGGGAAAGAUAAUGAGCAGAUGGCCUCCCAGUGGCUGGAAAACUGUGGAUACUCUGUGGACCACAGAGGCAGUGUUGGCAGUGUUGAGGGGCCAUGGCUAUCAGCAAACCCUGACGGAGUGCUGAACUUCAAGGAGCUGUUGGAGAUCAAGUGUCCUGUCAUGGGGAAGGGCUGUGAUUCUCUGGAUGAUGUCUUCAAUGGGAAAGCCUGUGAUGUGAAGGUGGUGGAAGGCAGAACCCAACUACAACCACAUGGGCCACGUAGCAACUACAUGCAGUCUUUCUUUCUCUACCUGGCCUGA